Hemicordylus capensis (graceful crag lizard) is the source of this 936-nucleotide messenger RNA. Its product is annotated as olfactory receptor 5V1-like. The transcript has a single exon. The record is from RefSeq and is a predicted model, not a curated record. Gene Ontology annotation, biological process: G protein-coupled receptor signaling pathway. Lineage: Eukaryota; Metazoa; Chordata; Lepidosauria; Squamata; Cordylidae. The coding region runs from base 1 to 936 and encodes 311 amino acids. Gene Ontology annotation, cellular component: membrane. Gene Ontology annotation, molecular function: G protein-coupled receptor activity; olfactory receptor activity.
AUGGAGAAAGCCAAUAUAACGGCAUCAAAGUAUUUUUACCUGACUGAACUGUCUGAUCUCCCAGAAGUGCGGAUUUCUCUCUUUGUGAUGAUUCUGCUGGUCUAUUUGAUCACCCUAGCAGGGAAUGGGGCUAUCCUCAUGGCAAUAGGGAUGGAUGUUCACCUCCAUACCCCCAUGUAUUUCUUCCUCAGCAAUUUAUCUUUCCUGGAUGUCCUUUGCCCUACUGUCACUGUGCCAAAGAUGCUCCAGAUCUUCAUGUCAGAGGACAAGACCAUAUCAUUUUCCGGGUGUGUGCUGCAGUUAUUUUUUCUCAUUGAUGUGGUGGGCACUGAAAUUUUCCUGCUAGCAGUGAUGGCAUAUGACCGCUAUGUUGCCAUAUGUAGUCCCUUGCAGUACACAAGCAUCAUGAAUAAACGUCUCUGUGCUCAGUUGGCUGCUGGGACCUGGAUAAUUGGUUUUAUUAAUUCCAUGGUCCAUACCUCACUGACCUUUACAUUAUCUUUCUGUGGACCCAAUAAAGUUAACCAGUAUUAUUGUGAUAUCCCUCCUGUGAGGGCUCUCUCUUGCUCUUCUACCUAUCUCCCUGAACUGGUCCUUCUUCUUGUGGCUGGUAUUUUGGGAAGUAGUGCUUUUCUGGUCACCCUGAUCUCUUACAUCUAUAUCAUUUCUGCUAUCUUGUGUAUGCGUUCUGCUGAAGGCAGGCACAAAGCUUUCUCCACCUGUGGCUCCCUCUUGACUGUGGUUUUCCUGUUCUAUGGGACCACCAUAGCCACCUAUGUGAGGCCCACCUCCACCUAUUCACCCAAACAGGACAGAAUCAUUUCCAUGUUGUAUGGGAUCAUCACUCCCAUGAUAAAUCCCAUGAUCUACAGCCUGCGGAAUAAGGAAGUCAAAAGGGCCUUGGUAAAAGCCCUCAGGUGGAAAAGAUUUUCAUGA